Peromyscus leucopus (white-footed mouse) is the source of this 1039-nucleotide messenger RNA. RefSeq names its product small nuclear ribonucleoprotein polypeptide A' (gene Snrpa1). Gene Ontology annotation, cellular component: U2 snRNP. The transcript has 9 exons. Gene Ontology annotation, molecular function: U2 snRNA binding. The record is from RefSeq and is a predicted model, not a curated record. Gene Ontology annotation, biological process: mRNA splicing, via spliceosome. NCBI's taxonomy places the organism in Eukaryota, Metazoa, Chordata, Mammalia, Rodentia, Cricetidae.
GCGCGGCGCGGUGCACUCUGGGACACGGCGCUGGCGGGAGGCGCGGGCCGGUGGCCGAAGUGAGGGGACUCGGGCGGCGGCAGGAUGGUGAAGCUGACGGCGGAGCUGAUCGAGCAGGCGGCGCAGUACACCAACGCUGUGCGGGACCGCGAGCUGGACCUUCGAGGAUAUAAAAUUCCUGUCAUUGAAAAUCUAGGUGCUACUUUAGACCAGUUUGAUGCUAUUGAUUUUUCUGACAAUGAGAUCAGGAAACUGGAUGGUUUUCCUUUAUUGAGAAGACUCAAAACAUUAUUAGUGAACAACAACAGAAUUUGUAGGAACGUGAAGGGGAAUGAUCUUUCGUUAGCGUGUCUUGUUCUUACUCUGACCCUUAUUUUCUAGGGUGAUCUGGAUCCUUUGGCAUCUCUCAAAUCACUGACAUAUCUAAGCAUCCUAAGAAAUCCUGUAACAAAUAAGAAGCAUUACCGACUUUAUGUCAUCUAUAAAGUUCCACAAGUCAGAGUACUGGACUUUCAGAAAGUGAAACUAAAAGAGCGUCAGGAAGCAGAGAAAAUGUUCAAGGGCAAACGGGGUGCACAGCUUGCAAAGGAUAUUGCCAGGAGAAGCAAAACUUUUAAUCCAGGUGCUGGUUUGCCAACUGACAAAAAGAAAGGUGGGCCAUCUGCAGGGGAUGUAGAAGCCAUCAAGAAUGCCAUCGCAAAUGCAUCGACGUUGGCAGAGGUGGAGAGGCUGAAGGGCUUGCUACAGUCCGGCCAGAUCCCUGGCAGAGAGCGCAGAUCAGGACCAAGUGAUGAUGGUGAAGAAGAGAUGGAAGAAGACACAGUCACAAAUGGGUCCUGAGCUCUGUAGCAGAGACUCUAGAGACAAGUCUUGCUUUUUGAGCAUGGAGUAACAGCCUAUGUUGUGUGAGCAACAUUGAAUCUGUCAGCAUUGCUGAAUGCUCAGAACUACUGCUGAUAAUUUUUUAAUAUGAACCUUGGAAUCUAAAUGCCAGUUUUCUACAAAUGGUAAAAUAAAGGCCACUUUCUGUGCUGCCAAA